GUUAGUGUUAGCAACACAGUGAUUUCUGUAUGUUGAUUUUGUAUCCUGCAAAUUUGUUGAAGUUGUUUAUUAGUUCAACAGUUUUUAGUGGAAUCUCUAGGGGUCUGUAUAUAAAAUUUCAUGUCAUGUGCAAACAGACAUAACUGUACUUUUUUUUUUUUCCAAUUUGAUCACAUUGUGGUUUUUUUUCCUAAGUUUUUGUGCCUGGACUUCUGUCCUGUGUUGAAAGUGGGAUGUUUAUCUUCUACCUGAUCUUAGAGGAACGGCUUUCAGUGUUUCAUCAUGGUGUGUGAUGUUAGCUCUGGGCGUUUCAUGUAAGGCUUUUAUUAUGUUCAGUAGUUUCCUUCUAUUUGCAAGGGUGCCAGUAUUCUGUAUAUAGUAACCACCACUCGACAGAAGCUUUUCACCAUGAGAGUCAAUCCACAGAUCUGUAGAGAAAUCCUGUAGAUUGAAAACUCUUUGACUCCUGAGGUAAUGAAGACAGGGCAAGCGGCUUUCAUUCCCUAGUAAAUAAAACAGUGCAAAUGCCUUCCCUACUUUACAUGAAGCUGCCCUGGACACGGAGAUAGAAGGGUUGUGAGUCUUCUCCCCCCAACAUACCUGGCAAUGUAUAUAAGGAAUGAGGCCUGAUUUUUAAAGUCACAAAAGUUCAAGAAAAUCACACCGAAGUCCAUGGGAAAAAAUUCCUCAUGAUAAUGAGGUUGCUGGCCACGUGGGCUAAGAGGUUCCAGGUGCUGAUACUACAGUGAUGUCCAGGCAGAGCAGACACAUGACCGAGGGUCAGAGGGGGAGGUACAGCCUUCUCCUUACAGAUCGUCACCUGAACAAAGACACUCAUCCUUCUGCAGACAGCAGGGCCAUCCUCUGGGGCACCUUUACAGAGCUCGCUGGGGCCCUUGAAGUGUCCAAGAUCUCAAAGGAAGGUGCGUAGCCCUGGGCCCCAGGCCCAUUCUCAUUUAGUGACAUGCUGUGUUUCCCCACAGAGCCAAUAUCCAAGCCCUCUCUCCAUGCCAGCAACACCACAGUCACAGAAGAUAAGGACUCUGUGGUCCUGACCUGUUCCACAAACAACGCUGGGGUCUCCAUCCACUGGUUCUUCAAUGGCCAGAGUCUAAAGCUCACAGAGAGGAUGAAGCUGUCCCAGGACAACAGGACCCUCACCAUAGACCCUGUCAGGAGGGAGGAUGCCGGGAAUUACCAGUGUGAGGUCUCCAGCUGGGUCAGUUCCAGCAAAAGUGACCCCAUCAGGCUGGAUGUGAGCUAUGAAAGAAGCACCACAGGCCUCCCUGUGGGGUCCCUCAUUGGCAUUGCAGUCGGGGUCCUGGUCGGACUGGCACUAUAGUUCUGCCCUGGGAUGUCUCCUGUUCCGCACAGUUUUUUCAGAGUUCCGCAGAAAUUUCAAGACAGAUCAUCUCAAAAACAUACAAAUUCAUCCAUAGAGUAGAGAGGGAAUGAAUAUCCCCCACCCAACUCAUUCUGAGGUUAAUAUAACCUUUAAGUUGAAAUAGGAAUAACAGAAAAAGUACAAAAA
This is a messenger RNA of Callorhinus ursinus (northern fur seal), 1531 nucleotides long. NCBI's taxonomy places the organism in Eukaryota, Metazoa, Chordata, Mammalia, Carnivora, Otariidae. The record is from RefSeq and is a predicted model, not a curated record.